Messenger RNA from Cygnus atratus (black swan), 632 nucleotides. Its product is annotated as delta-like protein B. Lineage: Eukaryota; Metazoa; Chordata; Aves; Anseriformes; Anatidae. The record is from RefSeq and is a predicted model, not a curated record. Gene Ontology annotation, molecular function: calcium ion binding.
GCGGGCACUGCCUGGACCUGGGGGGCCGCGGCGUGCUCUGCAGGUGCCGCCCGGGCUUCUCGGGCCCCCGCUGCGAGCACAACGUGGACGACUGCAGCCCCAACCCCUGCGCCAACGGCGGCACCUGCGUGGACGGCGCCAACGCCUUCACCUGCUCCUGCACCCUGGGCUACGCCGGCACCCGCUGCCGCCCUCGCGCCGACGCCUGCGCCUCGGGUCCCUGCCUGCACGGCGCCACCUGCUACACCCACUUCUCCGGCCACGUCUGCGCCUGCCCCCCCGGCUUCAUGGGCCCCCGCUGCGAGGAAGAGGUCGGGGCCCCGGCUGCUCCUCGCCGCCAGCCCCCGGCGCCCUUGGCCAUCGCCUGCGCCCUCCCCAUCGCCCUCCUGGGGCCCGGACUCGGCUUGGUGCUGGCGGCUCGCGGGUGGCGGCGGCGGGCGGUAGGGGGGGAGAGCCGAACGCUGGAGCCAGGGGGGGGCCCUGGGGUGAGCCUCCCAGGGACAGAGCAGCCUCUGCCACCCCGAGCCUCGGCCACCCAGGUGAGGAUGAGGACCCUGCGCUCGGAGCUUAACUGCCCCUUCAUCUUCCUCCUCUUCCUCUUCUUUAACCCUCCCGGCACCUUCCAGGUCUGA